AUGCUUUUUUAUAGUUUUCAAGGAAACUAUGAAGGGAUUCAAGCUAUUUCUACUUCUAAUUAGGAAGUUUAAAUUGAAAUGAGAUGCCUUUAAUUACCGUGGAACUUAAAUACAGAAUAAAGCUAGUUAAUUUUUAAUUCUGAAGAAGACCAACUGGUAAAUACUUAUGUUGGAGGAGCUAGUCUGCAGGACCUAACAUCUAACUAGUUUACAAAAUAAAUGAGAAUAUUUCAGCAAAGACUAAUUCUUCCAUAUUAAUCAAUUAUUGAUUAUAAUAUAGGUGUCCUAGUAUUUUUAGAUAAUGAUUUCAUCAAUGUUGUUAAUUAGUAUACCUUUGAGUUGAUUAAAUUUAUUCAAUUUGUUUCAAACCUUAGUAAAAUAAAGGCAGAUUUGAAAUACAAUCAAAGUAGCUCAAAUUUAUAUGUAACAAGCAGUGGAAACAAUAGUAUUUAUUUUAAUUUAAGAUUAUGA
Molecule: messenger RNA, 471 nt
Organism: Tetrahymena thermophila SB210
Lineage: Eukaryota; Ciliophora; Oligohymenophorea; Hymenostomatida; Tetrahymenidae
Exons: 1
Source: RefSeq, a predicted model, not a curated record